Molecule: messenger RNA, 1014 nt
Organism: Soboliphyme baturini
Lineage: Eukaryota; Metazoa; Nematoda; Enoplea; Dioctophymatida; Soboliphymatidae
Source: the annotation of a GenBank genome assembly
AUGAGGGGCUUUCUCCUCUACGGCCAUCGUCAAAGCGCCGAUUACUGUCCACCGCUGCAAGCGAGCUGGAGGUCACUGUGGACGGCAAAAUCCGGCGGCUUCGUUUCGAAAACAUUGCUUUUCGCAAGUCCUUCAUUUCCUGGAAUUCAGAUACAGAGGCGCCAUGAAUCUUUGGAAGCUUUAAUGGAGCUACUUGGCGAAACUGUUCCUGAGCCGGCAGACACCGAAGACGUUGCGAUAGAACAACCGACGAUGGCGGAGAUCUGCUCCGAAAAGUGUGGCUUCUUACCGAAAAUGUACUUGCAACUGCUUAUUGCGGUGGCUGCGCGGCUGAUGAUUUAUCCCCUUAUUACCGUCGGGAACUACCGAAGGAUUUCCAAAUUUCAGAAUGCGGUUCCUUCGUUGCAGGCUUUUUACCACGAUAUCAGCGAGUCGAAACGCCGUGAAAAUCUCGAGCUAAUUAAGGCCAGUGAACAACGACUGCACGACUACUGCAAGAGUCGCAACUUGCCAAGCCUCGGCGAUCAGUUGAUCCCGAUCGUAAUUUCGACGACGCUGUUUGGCACUCAAUUUUUUGGAAUUAUGAAAGCUGCUAAGGCAUUCUGCGUCGGCUUCGACAGCGAAGGAAUGCUGUGGUUCACCGACCUUACGUCGAACAGUCCCGUUCUUGCCAUCGUUGCUUCUUCGACGUAUUGCACAUGGAUGCUAGCAGUUCUUUGUUUCGUAAUACCAGAUUUUACGCUGAAUGCCGUCUUUGCGUCGUUGUACUCGGUUUCGAUCUAUCGUAAACUCAUGCAUAUAGAAGAUCCGAUUAAGUUUGACAAGCAGCACUACAUAGACUUUCCGGAACAGGUUUCUGACGCUAUUAGCUCCCGCCUGGGGAAGAUUAGAGCCAUCCGACGGCGCAACUUAGAAGGCAUGAGAAGGUCCGGUUUACCGUUGCUAUUUGACCCAGAGCGUCUUCCAUCGAAAUUGAAAGAGUUCAUCUUCCGUAGGAAGCCGGUUGCCACUUGA